AUGUGUGAUGUGGCAGAAAUGGAAACUCCAAAUAAAAGCAGUCAAAAUGUUGGAGUGGCGCACUUCUCGCGGGUGCUGGAGGACACCGGGGAACUCAUCAUCGUCGACCAGAAGUUCACCUGGCCACUGGCGCGGGCGCUGGACGAGGAUGAGGUGCUCAAGAUCCACCUCAUGUCGCACAGCCGCUUCCUGGGCAACCGCCUGCUCGGCUCGCUCGUCCUGGUGCUGCAGCAGGUGCUCGUGGACGGCCGCGUCGCCCUCACCGAGACGCUGGUGGACGCCAACUACCGCGAGCUGCCGGCCACGGUGGCGCUCGAGGUGUCGUACCAGGCGCCGGACGCGUCCCCGGCCUCGUGGGGCGGCUCCGCCUCGGACGCCUACCAGGAGCUGGAGGACGACCAGCAGAUGCUCAUCGACAUCGAGCAGAACAUCGCUAACCUGGAGCGGACCCUGAGCCAGCAGCAGCAGCAGCAGCAACAACAACAACAACAACAACAACAGCAGCCGCAGGCACCGGGCGUGGCCGGCAAGUCGCGCAGGUCGCUCAGGAGGGCCGACACGGCACCAGGCUCGGCCAACCCGUCGCCGCAGAAGUCGCCCGCGCCGGAGAAGAAGAGCCGUGGCGCGCUUCGCAGCGUGCGCGCCAUGAUGCGGCUGGGCAAGUCACGGCCCAAGGAGUCCUCCAGCGACACGGAGGAGGCCGGGCUGCUGGAGGGCGCGGGCGGGACUGCCAGCGGGCCCAUGUCCAGGGCGUCGUCGCAGACGUCGCUCUCCUCCAACGAGAGCCAGCUGUCGACCGGCGUCGCGGACCGGACGCCCACCAAGAAGGUCAAGAUGUCGCAGGUGGUGCAGUCGGCGCUCAAGGCUCAAGACUUCCAGGUGUGCCUAACAGUGAUCGAGGCGAGGCAGCUAGCAGGCCUGAACAUGGACCCUGUAGUCUGCAUUCAGGUCGGCGAUCAGAGGAAGUACACGAGCGUCAAAGAGAGCACCAACUGCCCGUACUAUAACGAGUAUUUUGUCUUCGACUUCCACAUGCCACCCAUCAUGUUAUUCGACAAGAUCAUUACGCUCUCGGUGCUGCAGUCGAGGAACAUUCUCAGAACAAACAAAAUGUUGGGCAGCUUUAAGUUAGACGUGGCCACAAUCUGGUCGCAGCCAGACCACCAGUUCUACCACAAGUGGGCCCUGCUCACGGACCCGGACGACAUCGCGGCGGGGCCCAAGGGCUACCUCAAGUGCGACAUCAGCGUCAUCGGCAAGGGCGACACCGUCAAGAUCCCGCCCAAGAGCGAAAAGGACGAGGACGACAUCGAAGCGAACCUGUUGCUCCCGGACGGGGUGCCGGUGGAGCGGCAGCGCGCCAAGUUCAUCAUCCGCGUGUACCGCGCCGACGGGCUGCCCAAGAUGAACUCGUCCAUCAUGGCCAACGUGAAGCGCGCCUUCACGGGCGAGGCCAAGGACCUGGUCGACCCCUACGUGCAGGUGUCGUUCGCCGGCAUGACGGGCAAGACGAGCGUGCGGCGCAACUGCUACGCGCCCGUCUGGAACGAGCAGAUCGUCUUCAACGAGAUGUUCCCGCCGCUGUGCCAGCGCAUCAAGCUGCAGCUGCGCGACAACGACCCCGUCAACAACACCGUCAUCGGCACGCACUUCCUCGACCUAAAGACCGUCUCCAACGACGGCGACAAGGGUUUCCUGCCCACGUUCGGGCCGGCCUUCGUCCACCUGUACGGCUCGACCCGGGACUACUCGCUUAUCGACGAGCACGCCUCGCUCAACGCGGGCCUCGGCGAGGGCGUCUCCUACCGCGCCAGGAUCCUGGUGUCCGUGCGGACGGAGAUCACCGACUCAAUAGACGUAGCCCCCUCCGACGACGUGGAGGUUGAGCCGGCCUACCCUAUCAACGAGUCCUCGUACGGCAAGAACGAGGAGUUCUUCCUGUUCGCCACCAUCCUGGACGCGUCCAUGAUCGACAAGAAGCUCGGCGACAAGCCCAUGUACUUCGAGCUGAGCAUCGGCAACGCGGGCAACACCCUGGACGGGCACAACGAGUCGGCGCAGGAGUACCAGAACGCGGACGAGGAGGAGGCGCCAGGUAAGGGGUCGUCGUCGUGCAGGGCGCGCGCCCUCAAGA
This is a messenger RNA of Frankliniella occidentalis (western flower thrips), 2134 nucleotides long. RefSeq names its product otoferlin-like. The annotation marks the transcript as partial. The record is from RefSeq and is a predicted model, not a curated record. NCBI's taxonomy places the organism in Eukaryota, Metazoa, Arthropoda, Insecta, Thysanoptera, Thripidae. The transcript has 11 exons. Gene Ontology annotation, biological process: plasma membrane organization.